Messenger RNA from Colius striatus (speckled mousebird), 1165 nucleotides. Its product is annotated as copper homeostasis protein cutC homolog. Gene Ontology annotation, molecular function: copper ion binding. NCBI's taxonomy places the organism in Eukaryota, Metazoa, Chordata, Aves, Coliiformes, Coliidae. The coding region runs from base 589 to 960 and encodes 123 amino acids. The record is from RefSeq and is a predicted model, not a curated record. The transcript has 5 exons.
AUGGGUCUUGCCAGGAUUUGCCUCCACUAGAGCAAUGAGGUGCUCUGCUGGAGUCAGUGUUUUCAGGGAAGGAGGCAACUGGAUUUCUUUUCAUAGAAAUAAAUAAGCUUUGCCCAGUAAGUAGAACAGCACUGGUGAAGCUGUGGUCUGAGAGCAGAAAUUGUAGGUAGUGAAAGAGAUUGCAAAGAUCACCUCUCCUGCUUUCAAAGAGCACCGCUUCUGUCCCUCCCUCAGGUGAAUGAUACAAGUUCCCUGCUUCCUUCCUGCAGAGAAAGACAUCUGUGGUGGGAAUGAGGGUUCUACAUGAUCCAGAUGAGAUGAGGGAUUUUGCUGUUGCUGAUAAAAACAAAGGUUUUUUCCUGCCUCAAGGGGCAGAACAACUCUUCUGUGCCAAAGAACAGCAGUCUUCUUGUCCCCAGCAAGCACUGGGACUCUGCUGAGCUCCUCAGGAAGCCUUUGCCCUCUUUCACUUCCAGUGUGAUUCUGGCUCUAGCACAAGGGACUCUGUACCAGCCCUGACUGAGCACGUGUUUUCUCAUUGCAGCGGUGUGCCGUCCCCUGCCAGUCACGUUCCACCGAGCCUUCGAUAUGGUACAUGACCCUCUGGUGGCACUGGAGACCCUGAUUUCCCUGGGGUUUGAGCGAGUGUUGACAAGUGGCUGCGACAGCUCAGCCCUGGAAGGAUUGUCCUUAAUUAAGAGGCUUGCAGAACAGGCGAAGGGCAGGAUUGUGGUGGUGCCAGGGGGUGGCAUCACCGAGCGCAACUUGCAGAGGAUUCUGGAAGGCUCCACUGCUUCAGAGUUCCACUGCUCUGCUCGCUCAGCUCGGGACUCAGGGAUGAAGUUCAGAAACCCGAACGUUGCCAUGGGAGCAUCCUUCUCUGCCCCUGAAUACUCCAUCAAGGUGGCGGAUGUGGCCAAAGUGAGGACCCUGAAUGCCAUCGCAAAGAACAUCCUGUAGUGGGAGGCACCUAGCCGGGACAAGAGUGCUGGGGCUGUGGGGGCUUCCCUGCCGUGGGGCACGCAGGCACUGCUUCCAUCCUCCAGCUCCAGAGGAUGGCAAUGAGCUGUUGCAGCCUGACAUCUUCCCUUGGCUUGCCCUGAGUGAGCAGUCCCCAGCCUGGAAGCCUAAUGUUGGCUAUUUUAAAUAAAAGGACUCGUUCCCA